AUGAAUUCGUUCUUUGUUGCAUUGCUCUUGCUUUCCCUUCCCCAAAUCCAUGGAUACAGGUACCUGUUUCAAGUCAUCAACAUUGCCUACUCGCACAUGUCAUUUGGGGGGCGAUUGGCCGAUUUAUUAGUGGAGAAUGGGCAUAAGGUGGUAAGUGCAUUAAGCCUUUAGGGUGCAAAUUUGAUUAGCUUGUAUAAAUUGAUAACUAUGGGAACUUAACGCAAUAGUUUUUGAAUUCAAUGAAACGUGGCGUAAACUUAGUACAGCCCGCUUCGAAACGUAUUAUAUAUGUGAGGUGCCAGCUCACACUUUUUUAGUCUUUUUUCGUGAAUUAUCAAAAACCCUACAGGUUUUUCGCGAUUUGCCGCCUGAAGGAAGAAUGAUGUGCGUAUGUGAAAAGUAGAAAAUUCCUUUUUAACAAUAAAUCACUUCACGAAAAAGGCAAGCAUAAACUACAACCUAUCAAAAAGAAAGAUCACUUGAUAUUUCUUCAGCGGGUGCAAAGUGCGAGCAAUGAUUUUGACGGAUUGAAAUGCACCCGGUAUGUAUAGAGUAAGCUCUAAAAUUGAAGCAAAUUUAGCUGUUACACAUGUCGUUUUAUUUCAUUAAAUUCAAAAAUGGUUUGAUGAAUUUGAUUCUUGAACUUCUAGUGAUGUUAGAAAUUGCCAGCUUGACUGCAAAGUAGUUCAAGUCCUUUAGCGAUAACUGUAAUCGCAUCAAAUUCGCUCUGUUCAUCGCUUUCCUUCCAGGACUUCGUAAUCCGCCGUUACAACACAUUUGUCUCCGGAGCCGCCGCUAAGAAGGCCAAUGUCAGCGUCCAUACUCUAGCUAACGUCGAGGAGCUCAACCAACUAACGAUGCGGGUUCCAAUGUAUCACGAUGUCUUUACUGAAAGUGGUGACGCCUUAACUUGGGAAGGAAUGAACGUUUUGAACGAAUUGCUGACAAAGGGGUGUGAUGCAACAUUAGAAGACAAGGGCUACAUGAAUUUAUUGAGGUCCAAAAAAUACGACGCCGCCUUCGUCGAGCAUGUCGAUUCAUGCGGAUUGUUCGUGGCUAAUGUCCUAGGAAUUGACAAGAUUAUGUACUUCUCGGUGCAUGGUCUCGCUUUUCCGAGCAGAAAUGAUUUCAGUAUCCCCUCGCCUCCAGGACUUGUGCCUGGUAAGCUUAAAUUUAGAGCACUGUAGUUUACACAGCAAGACGAGCUUUAUAUUUUGUUUGCAGUCUACAACGAGGUACCUCCCUCAGGCCAUUUGAUGUCAUUCUUCGACCGGGUGGUCAACUUGUACAACUAUUUGAGAUAUCACAUUUUGAUCCCAAUGAAACUGCGGGGAUUUAGCGGCCUUAAACCAAGAUCUCUUCCUCCGAACUCCACCUCGAACGCCGACCUUGCUGCCGGCGUUAUCUACAGCUUUGUGAAUUCCCUUGAAUUCCUCAAUUUCCCCGACUUUUCGACCGCUCAAAUCAAGCAGGUUGGAGGAAUCGGGAUGCCCAAAGCAGGGAAAAUUGACGCCUUCUUGCAGCCGAUCUUUGAGAAGGCCAAGAAAGGAGUUGUUUGGCUCUCGUUCGGCUCCAUUGUGAAUACGAAACAGAUGAGUCCAGCGAUUCGUGGCGCCUUUAUCUCUGCUUUUUCGCGAUUCAAGGAUUACCAAUUUCUAUGGCAGAUGGAAAAUGCGGAUGAUCCGGAGAUUAAGGCAAGUUUGGCUUGAAUAAACUUUAAGUUAUCUUAUUGCAGUCUAUUUUCGAAGCUAUUCCUAAUAUACAUGUGGCAAAAUGGGUCAAUCAACCCGCCCUAUUAGCCCAUCCCAAGACAAAAGCGAUGAUUUCUCAUGGUGGAAUCACCGGCUUAUUCGAAGCCAUUAACUUCGGAGUCCCAUUGAUCUCAGUCCCAAUGUUUAUGGAUCAGAAGCGGACGGCAGCGCUUACAAAAUACCACGGAAUCGGAGUUAUAUUGGAUAAAUAUACACUGACGGCGGACAGCAUCUCUGAAGCGCUGGAAGCAGUGUUGGAGAAUCCAAGGUAGGAUAACGACACAUCGCGUAUAAAUGUAAUCGGCAUUUUCAGCUACAAAGAGAACAUCCUCAAAAAGCAAGCUAUGAUGAAAGACGCUCCUCAGCGACCCGAGCAAGUAUUUUUGGAUGCUGUGAUCUACGCUACCAAAUAUGGUGACGAGCUGAAGAAGGUGAAUAUCCCGCCAAUGAGCUGGGUUCAGUACUUCUGUGUGGAUGCCGCCCUUUUUGUCUUCGCCGUGUUUGUGACAGCGCUAUGGGUAACAAUCUUUGCCGCGAGGAAACUGGGUACGGUUGUGGCCUGCCAACUGGUCGCAAACAAGAAGACGAAAUCAGAAAAAAUCGCAUAA
This is a messenger RNA of Bursaphelenchus xylophilus (pine wood nematode), 2359 nucleotides long. Lineage: Eukaryota; Metazoa; Nematoda; Chromadorea; Rhabditida; Aphelenchoididae. The record is from the annotation of a GenBank genome assembly.